GACGGAAGUGAUGUUUAGGAAGAGGAAGUUGACCGAUGAGCAGGUGACUAUGCUUGAAUAUAGCUUCGAGAACGAGCAUAAGCUUGAGUCAGGGAGGAAAGAGAAGAUUGCGGGAGAGUUAGGUCUUGACCCGAGACAGGUGGCUGUAUGGUUCCAGAACCGCCGUGCAAGGUGGAAGAACAAGAAACUCGAGGAAGAGUACGCUAAACUCAAGAGCCAACACGACUCAGUCGUCCUCGGCCAAUGUCAGCUCGAGUCUCAGGUGCUAAAACUGACAGAACAACUGAGUGAAGCUCAGAAUGAGAUACGAAAACUUUCAGAACGACUUGUUGUCCAAGAAACAUCAACUUCAAGUUCGUCGUUUUCUGUUGAAGCCAAUGAUGCACCAACUGAUUUCGAAUUUUCACCAAUGGAUACAAUCAAUUACAACAUUCCAUUAUACAUGUUGGAUAAUAACUAUUAUUUACAAAACAUGGAGUAUUGGGAUGGUUUGUAUGUGCAAUUUUAACAGCUUAAGUAAUUUGAAGUCUUAAGGAUGAAAAACAUGUUCUAGAGGUAAUGUAGAAAUAGAUGUUGGCCACACUGUUGUAAAUGUAAUGUUUUAAGUAUCUAUUUUAAUAGUAUAGAUAUAAAAUGGUUAUUCUAGUUUCUUAUUUUUCCUCUAGUUUCAUACAUAUAAAAAUCUGAUUUAUUGGCUAAUAUACAUAAUGAAGAGAUGCCUACUUCCAAAGCAUGCAUAAUUUAACUUUCACUGUUACCAAAUUGGUCUUUAAAUCCAGAUGAAAACAGUAGGCAUACCAUUCAUUAUCUGGUGUGGGGGGCUCAGUUAUUACCGUGACAAAAGCAAAAGGAGGAGGAGUCAGCAGUAGAACGAUGUUUGGCCUUUGAGGCUGGUGUAACGUAAGAGACGACGGCGGUGAUGUCAUCAAGCUUUCCUCCUGCAUCCAGCCUCCUGAGCCGCGGCUGCGAAAGGACUCUGCCGUUUUUGGUCAACAGCUCUAGAACGUGCCAAAUCCGCAAUCUUCUGAGCCGUAGCUUUGGGGUCUAAUCCGGGCCUAACGGAACUAACAACCACAACUGUGAUCUCAUCGUUGUAGAGGUUAUCAUAGACGACACCAUCCGUUCCCGCCACAAUCACAUCUUCAGCCUCCACAUCAAUCAUGAAUACCUGAUUCACCACCAGUUAAGAGAGAAAUGCGUCCUAAUGUGGAGGAGCCCUUUGGCUGUGGUUUGAGAAUGUGCUUUCUCUAACACCAUUAACGGGUCAACAGAAGAAUCCUUCUUAGCCUGUUCUCUAAUAGCUGAUACAGAGUUCGCGUGAAAGCAAGCCAGCCAGAAGACUACGUACUUGACUUGUAGAAGAGAACCAGAAGCAGCAGACAUGAGGGCUCAUAGAGAGAGAGAGAGAGAGACCAGUUGAGAGGUUUAAUCUGGAUAGACAAAGUGGUAGUAGCUGACAUCUGAUUCUGAAUAAAAGAUAAACAUCUUCCACUGCUUUUGAAAUACCGACACACUUUAAAUUCAAAGAGCUACAUAUUACCUGGCUUUUCAGUCUUGAGAGAGAUAGGUUUUAUUAGUUUACGAUAGAACAAGUAUGUUAUUAUGUAGAUUGAUUUUA
Molecule: messenger RNA, 1618 nt
Organism: Brassica oleracea var. oleracea
Lineage: Eukaryota; Viridiplantae; Streptophyta; Magnoliopsida; Brassicales; Brassicaceae
Product: homeobox-leucine zipper protein ATHB-53-like
Exons: 2
Coding region: 11-508 (165 amino acids)
Biological process (GO): positive regulation of DNA-templated transcription
Cellular component (GO): nucleus
Molecular function (GO): DNA-binding transcription factor activity, RNA polymerase II-specific; sequence-specific DNA binding
Source: RefSeq, a predicted model, not a curated record